This is a messenger RNA of Balearica regulorum gibbericeps (East African grey crowned-crane), 477 nucleotides long. Lineage: Eukaryota; Metazoa; Chordata; Aves; Gruiformes; Gruidae. The record is from RefSeq and is a predicted model, not a curated record.
GGGCUGCUGUACCCCGCCCGCCUGCGGGCGCUGGACCCCGCCACCGGCACCUGCCUGGUGGAGUUCGACGGCUACGGUAACACUGAAGAGCGGGUGCUGGCCGAUCUCCUGCCCCCCGGACCUGGACCCUGGGGUGGGAGCAACACCCCAGGGGGCGAGGGUCCCCAUGCAGAGUCCCACCAGCUGAGCACCCCCUCGUCGUGGGAGCUGCCCCCAGGUGUGAGGAGGAGGAAGGGCAAGCAGGGGUCCUGCUCCCCCUGGUCCCCUGAAGUGAUGCCCCCACUGUGGCCCUUGGCCCUACUGCACUCUUUGUGGGAAGAAGAGGAGGAGGAGGAUGCCUUGACUGCGAUGCUGAUGGCCUGGUACAUGAGCGGGUACCACACCGGCUUCUACAUGGGCCUCCAGGAAGGCCGGGUGGAGGCUGCCAAGCUCCCCCUGAGGCAGGGCCACACGUACAAGAAGCUCCUACACAGCUAG